This is a messenger RNA of Esox lucius (northern pike), 1687 nucleotides long. RefSeq names its product properdin. Bases 102 to 1463 code for a protein of 453 amino acids. The transcript has 10 exons. The record is from RefSeq and is a predicted model, not a curated record. Lineage: Eukaryota; Metazoa; Chordata; Actinopteri; Esociformes; Esocidae.
GCAUGUCUUUCCAGUAAUAAAGUGAAGCAUGAACUAGAGAAACCUACUAGAGUGGACAUAGAGUUAAAAUAACAGUAUCAGGAAAAGACUAAGACAAAGAAAUGGUUCAGUUAUGGAAAACAUUUGUUUUGCUUAUGGUCAUAAGGGAAUCAGUAUCACAGGAAGUGAAAUGUUACAGCAAGUUUGAUAAGAAUCUGGGAAAUUGUGCCAAUCUCCUGGGAAAUGUGGGAAUGGAUGACUGUUGCCUUAACACGCACUAUGGAUACACUGGAGAUGAUGGAAAGUGCAAGUCUUGUGGGCCACCUUUAUGGUCUGAAUGGACAGCUUGGAGCAGCUGCUCUGUCCCCUGUAAAGAGGGAGUUAUGCAAAGACGACGAGAAUGCCAUGGACAGGGAAAAUGUGCUCAAACAACUGACCCUAUGAAGCUUCUGCAACUCACGUUAGAGACCAAACCGUGCUUUGAGUCAGACUGUUGUCCAGAACAGGGACAUUGGAGUGAGUGGGGUCAGUGGGAGCCCUGUUCAGUGACUUGUGAGAAGGGCAUGAGGAAGAGAAUGAGGACAUGCACAAAACCUCCACCUAAAUGUGGAGGCAGCUGCGACGGUCCAAGUGAAGAGAAGGAACCCUGUGUGACUGGUCAAGUCUGCCCAAUGCAUGGCGGUUGGUCAAACUGGGAAAGCUGGAAGGCAUGCUCGGGCACAUGUAUAAGUGGUGGUCUACCUAAACCCACACAGCAGCGCAACAGAUUGUGUACCAACCCACCACCAUCCUCAGUGCCCCCUGGUAAUCAAUGCCCUGGGUUAGGGAAUGAGAUUAGGGACUGUGUUGAGCUUCCUUUCUGUCCUGUCAAUGGUGAAUGGGGAUCGUGGGGCCCCGCCAGCUCCUGCUCCGUUACCUGUGGGGUGGGAGUUAAUGAAAUGCUUAGAGAGUGUAACAACCCAGCCCCUGCACAUGGAGGUCAGGCCUGCUUGGGAUCCAAUAGAAAGACAACAAUCUGCAAUACUAAAAUGCAUUGCCCAGUGGAUGGUGAAUGGUCGCAGUGGGCAGAAUGGGAAAAAUGUACAUCUAGUAGAGGAAAAAUUAAUUGUAGAAAAAUUGGUGGAAGUCAAAGACGACAAAGAUGGUGUGAUCACACAGCUUUUGAUGGGAAGACGUGUCAUGGAGGGAUUUCAGACUACAGGCCCUGUUUUGACAUAGAUUUCUGCAACUUUAAUGGCAAAUUGAGUGAAUGGAGUGAGUGGAGUCUGUGUGAGCCCCCCUGUGGAGAAGGAUCCAGAAGGUCCAGAGAAAAGAAGUGCACACCUGAUCUGUCAGAAUACCCUGAGAAAAUCGGGUAUCCUGUUAAGACUACAGCAUACUUUUAUGGGAUACCUAAAGUAAAGUGUCCUGAAACAGAACCUCCAACUGAAAUUAAGCAGAUUCUGGCCUGCAUGAAUGUCCCUCCUUGUGACAGAAUCUCUUGACUGCUUUGAAAGGACCUCUUAAGCCAACUCAAUGUUCAACAAUCACCACGCCACGUCUACACGGGAAUAUCCUGUGUAUUGUCAACUUCAAAAUGACACAUCUAAUUGAUUUAGUAAUGUGAUUUCAAUGCCUGUCAGUGACACAAGGAGGUUAAUAACUUUCGUAAUGAUAAUAAUGUAAUUUCUUAAAUAAAUAAAAAUAUUGUUAAGUCAAUGAAUUUAAA